Suillus bovinus is the source of this 1032-nucleotide messenger RNA. RefSeq names its product kinase-like protein. Gene Ontology annotation, molecular function: protein serine/threonine kinase activity; ATP binding. NCBI's taxonomy places the organism in Eukaryota, Fungi, Basidiomycota, Agaricomycetes, Boletales, Suillaceae. Bases 1 to 1032 code for a protein of 343 amino acids. Gene Ontology annotation, cellular component: cytosol; nucleus; protein kinase CK2 complex. The transcript has 8 exons. The record is from RefSeq and is a predicted model, not a curated record. Gene Ontology annotation, biological process: protein phosphorylation.
AUGGCUCGUAUUUAUGCCGGUGCGAAUGCACAACUGGGACGCUCGUGGUAUGACUAUGACAAUUUCCGAAUCGAGUGGAGUUCUCCCAACCGCUACGAGAUCGUCGAUCGUGUAGGAGGCGGGAAGUAUAGCGAGGUGUUCGAAGGGUUGGAUACCGCUAACUCCGAAACGUGUAUCAUCAAAGUACUCAAACCUGUGGCCCCAAAGAAGAUCAACCGUGAAAUUAAGAUUUUGCGCAACCUCACUGGAGGUCCAAAUGUUGUUGCCCUUCUUGACGUCGUUCAAGACCCUUCAUCGAGAUACCACAGCUUGAUCAUGGAAUAUGUGGAUAAUGUGGAGUGGAAAUCACUAUACCCAAUCCUUGGCGAGGUAGAUAUCAAGUUCUAUACUUUCCAGCUCCUUAAGGCUUUGGAUUUUGUGCAUUCGCGAGGAAUCAUGCAUCGCGAUGUGAAACCGGGAAACGUCAUGAUUGAUCACAGACACAGGAAGCUACGAGUCAUUGAUUGGGGACUGGCUGAAUUCUACCAUCCCGGGACAGCAUAUCAUAUUCGUGUCGGUUCACGGUAUUACAAAGCGCCAGAACUGCUAGUGGGGUAUAAACUGUACGAUUAUAGCUUGGAUCUGUGGAGCGUAGGAUGCAUGCUUGCUUCGAUGCUAUUUCGCAAAGAGCAUUUCUUCCGUGGUUCGGACAAUGAUGACCAACUCUUGAAAAUUAUGAGAGUUCUGGGAUCCGACAGUUUUGAUGCAUACCUGAAGACGCAUGAUAUACCAUUUGAAACAGAAAUAGAGGUCCUUUUGCUGUCUUAUCCAAGACAGCCUUGGGCACGUUUUGUUAAUGCUGACAACCAGCAGUUUGUGACGUCAGAGGCAAUGGACCUUCUUGACAAAUUACUUCGUUAUGACCAUCAGAAACGGCUCACAGCACGGGAGGCUCAAGCCCAUCCAUAUUUCAAUCUAGUCAGACUCGAGGCAACAUCAAUUAAAGGAGACUCGGCGGAGUAUGUUAACGAUUCUGGAUUCUGCUCUAUGUAA